Mugil cephalus (flathead mullet) is the source of this 2433-nucleotide messenger RNA. It is a transcript of the gene ttl, whose product is annotated as tubulin tyrosine ligase. The record is from RefSeq and is a predicted model, not a curated record. The transcript has 7 exons. Bases 355 to 1584 code for a protein of 409 amino acids. NCBI's taxonomy places the organism in Eukaryota, Metazoa, Chordata, Actinopteri, Mugiliformes, Mugilidae. Gene Ontology annotation, biological process: protein modification process.
GCAGCAGCAGUAGUCAGUCAGUCACACCCUGUCUGGGGACACUGAACGGACCCUGUGCACCGAGCAGCAUGAACUUUUCUUCCUUUGCGUGUUGCAGUGUUUCAUAUACCCACAUGUUAGCCACAGACCUCUGAAUCGCAGCUUCUCAUCACCAGUUUGAGUGAACUGGGAAGUGUUGGACUGGAUUAUGACUGACUCAUCAUCAUGGCACGACCAGAGGAGAUAACCCUGAACAGUCAGUCUGCUGCAGUCUCAACUAGAUAGACAGCUAAGUUACUUGCAAGCUCAAUCGUUUUUAUUAUUAUUAUUAUUAGUAUUUUUUUUAUUAUUAUUAGUAACAGUAAACGUGGCAUUAUGAAUGCACCGAUGUAUACAUUUGUUACCCGGGACGACAACAGCUCUGUUUACGCAGAAGUUUCCAAAAUCCUCCUCUCGACUGGACAAUGGAAGAGGCUGAAAAGAGACAAUCCCAGAUUCAACUUGAUGCUCGGAGAACGUAAUAGAUUACCCUUCGGCCGUCUGGGCCAUGAACCUGGACUGGUGCAGCUGGUAAAUUACUACAGAGGCGCUGACAAACUCUGCAGGAAGGCAUCCUUGGUCAAACUAAUAAAGACCAGUCCAGAGCUGUCUGACUCCAGUAACUGGUUUCCUGAGUCCUACAUCAUCUAUCCGACUAACCUCAACACCCCCGUUGCCCCAGCUACAAAUGGCAUUAGCCAUCUGAAGAACAACCCCAAGACUGAUGAGCGGGAAGUCUUCCUGGCUUCCUAUAACACUAAAAAGGAGAGUGGGGAGGGUACAGUGUGGAUAGCCAAGUCCUCUGCUGGAGCUAAAGGUGCUGGUAUUUUGAUAUCCCACGAUGCUAAUCAGCUGCUGGAGUAUAUUGAUAAUCAGGGACAGGUUCAUGUAAUUCAGAAGUACCUGGAGAAGCCCCUGCUCCUGGAGCCAGGACAUCGGAAGUUUGACAUCAGGAGCUGGGUGCUGGUGGACCAUCAGUACAACAUCUAUUUAUACCGGGAGGGCGUGCUGCGGACUUCAUCGGAGCCCUACAACAGCUCCGACCUCCAGGACAUGACCAGCCACCUGACCAACCACUGCAUCCAGAAGGAGCACUCCCAGAACUACGGCCGCUACGAGGAGGGCAACGAGAUGUUCUUCGACGAGUUCAGGCUGUACCUGCUGAACACUCACAACAUCACCCUGGAGACCUCCAUAUUACCUCAGAUCAAGCAGAUCAUCAAGAGCUGUCUGACGUGUAUCGAACCUGCCAUCAGCACUAAGCACCUGUCCUACCAGAGCUUCCAGCUCUUUGGGUUUGAUUUCAUGGUGGACGAGAGCUUCAAAGUGUGGCUCAUCGAGAUCAAUGGAGCUCCAGCCUGUGCACAGAAACUCUAUCCAGAACUAUGUCAAGGCAUCGUGGAUGUUGCCAUUUCCAGCAUCUUCACCCUCAGCAGCGGCAGCGACCCGCCGUCCGCCUCCUCCUCUCCGUACUCCUCCUCCCCGUCCUCCAUGUUCACCACCAACUCCUGCUCCUCGCCCAAACUGAGGGGGCCUCUCCACGUGGGCCCGUUCACUCGACUGUAAGCACACGCACGCCAACAUGUCCCCAAACGUCUGUCCUGUGCUAGAAGCUUCUUCCAUGCUCUGUCCUCACUCCUAAACCGCACCUGAGAAGUAGCACAUCCCACCAAGUCAGGCCGUCCGUUGAGCCUCGCCUGUCUCGGCUGGAGGGGAGAUUUCUCCUUAUGGCGUUCACUGAACCUGCAGAAAUAACCUCUCGCUGUCCAGAUUAUGCAUAGAAGACGACGACGUGUUUACUAGAUGUUCUGGGAGUUUCCCGAAUGACGACCCUGCAAAUUCAGUUUCGCCACCAGAUUCUCCCCAAGCAGGUUAAUGGAGGUGUGAAGGAUGCAGAGACGCUCCAACUGAGACUGUAGUGCCUUACAUUUCCAACCAUGCUCCCUUAAAAAGACUGCCAGUUCGCUUGCUCUGUCACAGUGACUUGUACUUGUUCUAUCUAGUUCUAUAAGCCUUUGCACUGUUGCUCCAUAAAAUCUGAAUGGUCAAGAUCAGUCCACAGGAAAUAUUAUUAAAACAGGUCUCUUCAUAUUUGAGAUCUUUGUGAACUUUGAUGGUUUUUUCCUCAUCAGGCACUUUUCUUGUUUUUUUUUUGUUUUUUUGUUGUUGUUGUUUUUUUUUUUAUAGCUGUAUCUUUAUAUUACUUUUACUAACCCCAUGUGUCUGAUGAGGUAAAUACUCAAGAUGUCAAGGUUUGCCUUGAAGUACAACAUUUCUCCUCACUCAAUCAUGUGGAUACUACAUUCACCGAUCAGGCAUAACAUUAUGACCACCUUACUAAUAUUGUGUAGGUCUCCUUUUGUGCCUCCAAAACAGCUGUGACUCAUUAUAGAGUAGACAUGGGCCUUCUGAGGG